AUUGACCAAUUUCGGGCGCGAUCCCGGUCAUAUCAGAUGUCGCUCGAGGAAACUAACCCAUCCGCUACGUCUAGCACUCUUGCGUCGAAAAGCGUGGAUUCCAAAAAGGGAACAACUGUUACAUAUGCUCCAGUAUCGCCGAAUGGGCCCAACACCGAGUACAGAGGGAAUGAAUCUUUCGCAUCCAAGGAACACAAGCCCGGAAAUCAUGCUGAUGCCCGGUGGCUACCCUAUACUCUACGAGGUUAUCUCAUAUGGGUUCCUGCGGGGUUUUCUCUUGCUCUAGGCUUGACUGUAAUACUCUUGUACUGGAAAUCGCAAAAGAACAAUGGCAUCGCCUCGGCAUCAUCGGCUGUACUGGGCUGGCAAUUCAUACCCACCCUUCUGGCCAUCGUAUAUACGCAGCUCACUACCAUGCUGUUUGAAGACGUCAAACGAACCGAGCCCUUUGCGCGGUUAGCACGACACAGUGACAGCCCUACAAACACUUCGCGGACACUUCUCGACACGCAAACAUUUUGGUGGUCAACAUUAUUACAAGCCUUUCAAAAGAAGCAUAAUGGCGGGCGGCGAAGCUGGGGCAUCGUUCUGGCAUGUCUAGUGAACGUUUUGGCUUUCAUGGCUAUCUCGCCACUCUCUUCCGCACUACUUAAUCCGGCGGAAGUUGCUGUUUCGAGACCUCUGCAGAUAUCCCGCUUGAUACCGAAGACAAGCGCUAGCAUGAAAGCUGUGGACGAGCGCGAUACCUAUUUCAGAACCUUGGGAUCCCUCUUACAGAAUGUGACAACGUCUCCUUGGAUCUCGGAUGACUAUGUCGUGCUGCCUUUUAGGCCAAACGAAGCUUUCGAUUCACGUGGCGUAAGCAGCGCGUUGGAGGAGAACCCUUGGGACCCUCAAAAUGCAGAUGUUCCUCAGAUCUGGACGGCAGAUACAACCAUAUUUCGAAACAAUUUGAAAUGCUCGAAACUGACCGUGGCAUCAAAAAAUGUAGACGAGAAGACAACAACUACACUGGGGUCUAGUGCUGAAUUUACGGCCACGAUCAAUCUCGAAUCUUCAGAAGGUUGUCAAAUCAAGCUCUCUGCCGACGCUGAAUCCAGCCUGGGGGAUAUCAGGGCAUGGUAUGACAAAACCACUUUCGCGACAAAGAACACGAGACUUUCUUGGGUGUUUGAUCCUGUUACAUACAACAAGUGCGACGGCGAAGAAGUUAUCUUCCUUAGCUCCGGAUGGUUGCAAAAAGAUAGUCUCUCCUCUUCCUCGAACUCGACCUCCACGCCGCAAUUCAUGUCCAAUAUGACGGUAACGAGCCAUCUUUGCUCUUCUGAGCAUACCAUGGCGACGCUUCCGGUGACAGUCUCGGUAUCUGGUGGCACAUUCAGCGUGGAUUUCGACAAAGACCAAUUCAGCAAGGUGAAACAACCGGUCUCGGACAAGUCACUCGACUUGAAUGGGUUCAAGGAAGUAUACACGAAUCCCAAAUGGAACGAGUAUGUCGUGGCACCCCGCGAAUACCUCGGUCUGUCAUCUAUCUUGGGCACGCACUAUAACUUCGACUUGCUUGAAAUGUUGGCUGACGAACACGUUCCUCAGAAUGCAAUGCGCAUUCGAGGUCGGCACUUUGGGGAACUGCUACGCACAUCGCUUGAACAGCGUGAUGGAUCCGAAGUCGACAAAGUGUCCGGAACGAAGACUACCACAGAACGAAGAAUUAUCGUCCGUUUCGAGAUUGCGGUUGCUCUAGCUGCAUUAUUCUUUCUCUCUUUCCUGAUGCUCGCUCAUCUUACCUGGAUAUCGCGACUUCGACAGCGGCCAUUGAACUUGACCCACGAUCCUGCGACUGUUCUUGGAUGUGUUUCCUUGAUCGCUUCCAACCCGCAAGUUUUGGCAUCGCUACGCCACCUUGACCAGUCCACACAGAAAGAGUUGGAAUCAGAGCUGAAGUUGAAACAGUUUUAUACGUCACCGGGGCAGCUUCAUGAACGUCACGAAUCUGGGCGUCCCGUAUCGACAAGCAUAUCCUCUAAACCGUCAACGGGUAACGAGAAGCGCGUUCCUAUCAUGCUAAAAUUCAGGGGUCUCGUAAUGCUUCUCGCGUAUUUGCUAGCUCUCCUCGUCACCAUUGCGGUCCUUCAGAAAUAUGCGAGCGACAACUUCUUCCACAAGAAAUUCUUCAUUUACCAAGUCAAUUAUGGCGAUGCAGGAAUUUUCGUUCCCUUCUCAGUCAUUCCAACUAUAUUUGGUAUCUUACUUGGUCUUUCCUGGAAUGCUCUUGACCGGACGUUCCGCUCACUACAACCUUACUUCGCCAUGUCGUCUAAGUUGUCAACCAAGAUUACCGACGGUGCAGCAAAUACUUACGAAUCUUCGCAUUGGUUUUGGGCGUCUGCCAAAGCUGCUAAGCAUGGGCAUUGGUUGUUGUCAUUUGUCACUUUAGGUACCUUUGUGGCACAAGCUUUUACCGUUGCAUUGUCUGCUCUGUUUCAACAGGAUAUAGGAUACAUCUCUAAUCCUGUCAAUCUUGACAGAUCACUUGAGCUUCGCCAGACCCCCCACAUCCGCCAAAUCAACACAACCUACCCACCUGAGUUCAAUUCUUCGGCGCCCAUUUCGGACAGACUAUACAUUGGCGAGAUUGUAAAGGGGCUAUUUACCAAUCUUUCCACAAACUGGAUGUAUACUGCGGAAAUUCAGCUGACCAUGAAUGGAUCGGAACCUGAUUGGAGCAAAGACGGAUGGAGUUUCGUUCCUACAGACCUAUCUCGCAUUGGGUCUGAAAGCAAGACAGCAAUUGACGAUAGCACCCAGUCCGAAAACGAUAUCAGCACAGAUCAGUUCUCACCUGUCAACGUCACCUUAACGACGCCCGCGAUACGUGGUCGUGUCGAAUGCACACGCAACGAGAAAGCGGACAAUCUUGACAACUGGGGUACCAUUUCAGAGCCCAUAGCCGCUCGUGCUGCUGCGCCCAUGAAUAUGUCCCUGCCAUCGCAUGACAGUACAGGGCAUACAAUGCUCAAGCAAUUCAUGUUCUCCAGUGACAAGGAUUUCACCCCCAUAGCUCCAGAUGGUAGGUAUAUGACUUGCUGUGUGAACCAGACGGAUCCAACUCGUGUAGAUAGCUAUGAAAUGCCAGUGGCAGUUGGCUACUGGACUAGCUACUACUAUAACACUUCCCAGGCAGUCGAAUCUGUCACUGGCACAACCGGGAACUUCAGCGUCAAAUGGAUCCAUGGUGGAGGCGGUAGCCCCUGGUCGCCUAUGCGACAGAUGAUUGAGUUCUCCGAAACUCCAAAGUUACAAGCAUUGCAUUGUAUGCCCGUCAUAGAAAGAGCAGAUGCCAAUAUCACAGUCGACAAAAAAACUGGAAAGGUCCAAUCGUAUAAUCUUAUCUCCACACCAACACCCGACGAUAGCGCAUGGAGUGAAUCCUUCGUCGUCCGCAACCUCACAAACCCAGACGACCCAUUCGUACGCGAGCAGCUUGCACGAAAGAAGACUGGACAAGAUCUCAAAGUCGUCCAGAAUAUCACAACGAGCUAUGGCGUGCUCUUCCUCAACUCGCUCCUCCGCGCCUCCCGCCAAGUAUCCUGGACAGUAACAAACAUGGAAUACGACCGCAGCCUCAAAUACGAACAAGUCGACGAUAACGCAUUCAACAUCCGCAACAACUACACCGGCCUGAACCUAGACUUUAUGUCGUACGCCUCGUACAUACAAGCGGGCAAAGACGUAAACGCCCUCAACGACGCAACCACGCUCAUCAAACACACCCAGAAAACAUUCACCACCUUCUUCCAGCACUACGUCAGCAGCAGCUUCUCCAUGGAAGACGGCGGCUGGGCGUACCAGCCAAUCGGAACUAGUCUGAAAGACGUCGGAUCACCUGCGCCAGGGAGUAUCGCGGAACUCGCGCCGAAUGGGGCGAAGGCGGUGCCGGUAUCGAAGCUACCAGCUUCCUACACGCAGCGCACGACGGAAGCGAUGGUGACUACUCGCGUGGAAGUGCUUCGUAUGAAUCGGAUCGCUUUCUACGUCUGCAUUGCGAUUUUGAGCUGGCUUAGCGCGACUGCUCUGGCUAUUAUGGUUAGGCAAAGGAGUUACUUUAAUAAUUUGAGGAGGGAUAUUGAGUGUGUGGCUGAUGUGUUGGUGCUGGUUGCGGGGAGUGAGCGGUUGCUGGCGCUUGUGCGGGAUAAGGGUGUUGAUGGGUUGAAGGGGCAGAAUGUCAGUACUCGGUUGGGGUGGUUCAGAGAUGUAGAUGGGCGCAUGAGGUGGGGGAUUGAGGUUGUGGAGGAUGGUGAGAUAUUGAUGGAGUGA
Molecule: messenger RNA, 4317 nt
Organism: Periconia digitata
Lineage: Eukaryota; Fungi; Ascomycota; Dothideomycetes; Pleosporales; Periconiaceae
Source: the annotation of a GenBank genome assembly